Myxocyprinus asiaticus (Chinese sucker) is the source of this 360-nucleotide messenger RNA. Its product is annotated as cytochrome c oxidase subunit 4 isoform 2, mitochondrial-like. Gene Ontology annotation, biological process: mitochondrial electron transport, cytochrome c to oxygen. NCBI's taxonomy places the organism in Eukaryota, Metazoa, Chordata, Actinopteri, Cypriniformes, Catostomidae. The transcript has a single exon. The coding region runs from base 90 to 341 and encodes 83 amino acids. The record is from RefSeq and is a predicted model, not a curated record.
AUUUAUAAACUGAAACAGAGAGAAAAAGGGAAUAUUAGCAACAUGGCGAUGGCGCUGAAUCUACCUCCUCUCGCCAGCAUUGGAUUGCAAUGGGAAAAAUGGAGUUGACAGAGCAGGUGGACAUGUCUCUGCCCAUGUACUGGGACCGUCUGGACACUCCUCUACCUGACAGACAAUACCAGGACACCCUCAAUGCUGCAGACAAGAGCCUGAAGCAGAAGGAGAAAGGACACUGGAACAAUCUCCCUAAAGAGGAAAAACUUGCCUUGUAUCCCCCUUAUCCUCACACCCUUGAUGACAAAUGGCAGGCUAUGCAGGUGAAGAAGAUGCUGGACAUGUAGGUGAACCCUGUGGAAAGCU